CAGAGCGGAAGAGCUCGUUGUGUGUUUUGGUUCUAAGGGGAAGUUGCCAGAAGAAAGAAAGGAGGAGACGUGACGGGAUUGUUGAAAUUGUUUUCUCGGCUCCCCGUACCAAUCUCACCGCAGUGCCCCGGAUUCCGUGUGUAUUACACACCAAAGUGGUGGGAGUAAAAGUUCCCCCCAUCGUCUGGCUCUCAGCGGACGCCCAGGUCGUAAAGUUUGGCCCACAGGAUAGCAGAGGAUCUGAUUAGGCCAUGGCCAGCAGAGGAGGAGCUACAAGACCCAAUGGACCCAACGCAGGAAACAAGAUCUGUCAGUUCAAGCUGGUGCUGUUGGGGGAAUCAGCCGUUGGGAAGUCCAGCUUAGUGCUUCGCUUUGUCAAGGGCCAGUUCCACGAAUUCCAAGAAAGCACAAUAGGAGCGGCUUUUCUCACCCAGACAGUGUGUCUAGAUGACACGACGGUGAAGUUUGAAAUCUGGGACACCGCAGGUCAGGAGCGGUACCACAGUUUGGCGCCCAUGUAUUACAGAGGAGCACAAGCCGCCAUCGUGGUCUACGACAUCACAAACGAGGAGUCCUUUGCGCGGGCAAAGAACUGGGUGAAGGAGCUACAGAGACAAGCUAGUCCUAAUAUAGUCAUCGCUCUGUCAGGAAAUAAAGCCGACCUGGCCUCCAAGAGAGCUGUGGAUUUUCAGGAUGCUCAAUCAUACGCAGACGACAACAGCCUACUUUUCAUGGAGACAUCAGCCAAGACAUCUAUGAAUGUGAAUGAGAUAUUUAUGGCUAUUGCAAAGAAAUUGCCAAAAAAUGAGCCUCAAGCUCCAGGAGCUAACAGCGGUCGGACCCGGGGAGUUGACCUGACGGAAGCUGCUCAGCCAGCCAAGGCUCCGUGCUGCUCUACCUAAAAUGAAGAACACUCCCUGACCUGUAAACUAGUAACUAAUGUGGCCGACGCCCCAGAUGCCACUGCAGCUACUAAAGCAACGUGUACCCUUUGUUUGAAACAGAAAAAGAUGCCCUGUAUCCUCCCUCACACUUUAUUUCUUUGUAUCUCGGUAGCAAAGUCAGUGCCAUUUCACUGAUGUCUUUGGGGCUCUGCCUCUUCCAUUAAGGUUCUGCUGGUACCUUGAAGACACCUCCUAACCACUCUCUUUUACUUUACACCUUCCGGCUGAUUGAUGGAUCAGCGAUCAGAUAUUAGAAACGUCGGCCCAUCCAACAUCUUUGAUAGGAGUUCAGUUUUGAGGAAAGGGGGGGUCACUUCCCUUUUCUGGAAACUACUGCUCUUAUUUCCACCACUCUUCUGCUUUUGGUCAUUUUUGGUAGAUUUUUUUUGUUGUUGUUGUCGUUAUUGGUUAUUUAGAAUAUUUUUCUUUAAGCCGUCAUUGCACAUACGUGUGUAUUUACGUGGGUGAAAAAAAAGAGAAGAAAAUCAAACUGUGUUUUACUUUUGGUCUAUAGUAUCACAAACAAAGCGACAAAAGUUGGAGACAAAGAACCAUUUUUUUGUGGCUCUGAGAAAAGGAAAGACGUUGAGUAGAAAGUCAAAGAGGAACCCUGAGAUCUGUGUCCCUCUCAUGUCUUCAGAACCUUUUCUUCAAAGUUUAAAAGAAACUUUUAAACUCUUGAUUCCCUCAGGCUUUCCCUUCAUUAUUUUAGAAUUAGAGCGUAUGUUGUAUAUUUUUCUACCUGUAGUCUCCUCCGAGGGACUGUGCCUGCUUUGUUUUUGCCUCGCUGUGGCAUUGUAUCAUGUUUUGCAGUAUUCCUUAAAGCAUCGAGUGUCUGCAAGAACCAUUGCAACACUUGACAGCCCCCUCCAUCCCCUCAGCCAGAGGCCUCUAAGGUACACAUCAGCAACCGCUCAUCUCUCGUAUGUCGUCUCCUUUCGUUAAUCCCUUGUCAGCCAUCAAACUGGGUUUGGAUGAUUUUGUUUAUGCAAAGAGCUUUUUUUUUUUCCUUCAUUAUGUCAGUGUUGCUUGACCGCUGCAGGGUUUGCACAGGGUAAAGAAAAACAAAAAAACAAAAAAAAAAAGCAAAGGUGGUGGUUGUGAGUGGGAUGCUGCAAUAUGUGAGGUCUCUUCAUGUUUAAAGUGGAAUUCUAAUUAUUUCACACGUGGAUUAGGAAGUGCUUUAGACACGUUGGUGUGUCGGUAUAUUCGAACUUUGCCUGGGCUGGCUGGUGACUGAUUUCAACUGUAGACUUAUAGUCACAUGCACAUUACACACACUUGCACAAUGGAGCACACACUCACUCUGCAGUUCGUAGACACACAGUCUGUUACACCUCAUUCAUACCAAUGUUAAGCACAUUAUUUGUGUUUUUCUAUGUCCCCACAUGUUACACACACAUAUUUGCACACACAUACACAUUAGCUAUCUAGACUUUUUCUUGUCAAUAACUUUUUUACUGGUCUUACUCAUGCCUUGCACUAAUGAUGCUUAUGAAUUUGUGUUGUCAUAAUCUCAGUCAGUGUGUUAUAAAUAUAUACAUAAUAUAAAUAUAUAAAUAAUAUACUGUAAAUAUGGUGUUGCGGUGUAGUCUACUUUUUUUCCUGAUUUUUUUUUUUUCUUUUUUUUCUAGUGACUAAUGCUUGCUAGGGAGUUAUCUAGAUAAUCAUUAGGGGUUUAAAAAAAACUGUACAGAUAGCAGGAAAACAGCUACAGUUUGGGUUUGGAGUUUUGCUGUUUCUUUUCACAAAAAAUGGUUAAAUUAUAAUCAGUGGUGGUCUAUAUUAAUGUAUGUAGUGUUAUUAACAAAAGUAAAAAAAAUAAAUAAAAUUGCAUUUAUUUACACUUCUAAAAUGUUAUACCCAAGCAUAUUAGAUUCUGUUUGUUAAAAAUGACCUUUCUGUU
This is a messenger RNA of Poecilia latipinna (sailfin molly), 2850 nucleotides long. RefSeq names its product RAB5A, member RAS oncogene family, a (gene rab5aa). Lineage: Eukaryota; Metazoa; Chordata; Actinopteri; Cyprinodontiformes; Poeciliidae. Gene Ontology annotation, molecular function: GTP binding; GTPase activity. Bases 252 to 902 code for a protein of 216 amino acids. The transcript is spliced from 6 exons. The record is from RefSeq and is a predicted model, not a curated record.